Molecule: messenger RNA, 1036 nt
Organism: Alternaria alternata
Lineage: Eukaryota; Fungi; Ascomycota; Dothideomycetes; Pleosporales; Pleosporaceae
Exons: 2
Coding region: 222-776 (184 amino acids)
Source: RefSeq, a predicted model, not a curated record
CAGGGCCAGGGUUAGCUCCGAUGCUUGCUCUUGGGUGCGGGUGAAAUGGAGCAGAGGCAAUAAAAGGAGGACGCGUCUCUCACGAAGCUUGAAGUUUGCUUCUCAUCUCGCAUCACUCAAUCACUAUUCGCAUCGUCCCAAUCGCUACUUGACAUCCUUUUCGUCAAAGACUAUCGCUACAGAGUUCAAUCGUUCCAAACAAACACAACACAACCGUCAAUAUGCGCGCCUCUAUCUUCGUCUCCGCUGUUGCUUUCGCCGUUGCAUCGGCCCAGGACUCAUCCUCCGCUCCCUCAUCCUCCAUCGACCCGGCCCCCCAGACUACCUACCUCACCCAGACCAACUCUCUCGGUGUCGUAACUGGCAUGCCCGCGGCUGACACUUCCAUCGCUACUCAGCCUGACGCUGUCACCAGCCAGCCCGCUGCUGUCACUACUCAGCCAGUACCUGCUGACAUCCCUGCCGUUGGCCCUGGUGUCCACACCCUCACUCUUGCUGGAACCGGCACCGGCUCCAUGGUUAACUCCACCCGCACUGUCACCGUCAGCGCCAACAACAGCACUACCGUCGCUCUUGUUGCCUCGCCUACCAACUCUGACGCCGACGCUACUGGCUCCGGCGCAUCUCGCAGCGGUGCUGAUGCCACUGGCUCUGACGCCUCUGGUACUGCUACUGGCUCUGGCUCUGGUGCUGACGCCACCGGUGCUGCCGUCAACGUCAAGGCUGCCGCUGGUAGCCUUGUCGGUUUCGGUGCCUUCAUGGCUGCGUUCUUGUAAACGCAUUGAUCGCAUUGUUUGUUCGUUUUAGCUUCGACGUUUUAUUUUUAUGAGGAUAGCGGUCCUUAAGAUACCUUGGGUCUUGCAUUAGCAUUGCGUAACAGAUUUGCAUUGCAAUACUUCGGCGUCGGCACUGGCAUGUGUCUUUGACGGGAAUAAUGUCUGUUAAGUUUAAUCAUGGCUUGGAUGAAAACAUCGGCCAUGUUAGUAGUACUUUUUUGUACAUGAUGUUGGGAAAUAUAUCAAACAUUUGGAUACAA